Molecule: messenger RNA, 6648 nt
Organism: Mya arenaria
Lineage: Eukaryota; Metazoa; Mollusca; Bivalvia; Myida; Myidae
Product: TAR DNA-binding protein 43-like
Exons: 4
Coding region: 430-1689 (419 amino acids)
Biological process (GO): regulation of gene expression
Cellular component (GO): nucleoplasm
Molecular function (GO): RNA binding
Source: RefSeq, a predicted model, not a curated record
AGAGUGCAGCUUUAAAGUGUUUUCAUUAUCUUCGGUUCCGUUGUAAUACAUUUUCUAGACAAAGGAAUGCUCAGAUGGAUCUUUCAAAUUUAAAUUAAACUCAAUUAUUUCAAUGUCUUUGAUAGAAAUGAUAUAACAACCUUAUCUCACUCUUCUGCGUUUUUAUUCAAUAACACAACGUUGAUAUAAAAGCAGGGAACUGGUAAAAAAUAGUUGAAUAUAACCGUAUAGCGAUACGACUUUUAUGACGCACUAUUACUUUGCAUCGUCUCAAUUUCGACUGGUUUGUAGUAAUUUGUAAUACCUUUCGCGUUUUGUGGCCAAAUAAUUGAAACCAGUCACCAACGUGUCGCCAUCUUUGUUUCGGAAGUAAUUUCUUGGGUAAUUUUAUCUUCAGAUUUAGCCAUUAAUCUAUGAAAUAGUGACAUAAUGGUUCAAUAUAUUCAGGUUACAGACGACGAAAAUGAAGAACCGAUCGAAAUCCCCAGUGAAGAAGACGGAACUUUGCUCCUCAGCACGCUAGCAGGCCAGUUUCCAAACGCUUGUGGACUGAAGUAUAGGAACCAGUCUGGUGGUUUUCGAGGGAUACGCCUCAGUGACGGUCGUCUCCACCCCCCAGACAACACCUGGAAAGCCUGUGUCUACCUCGUCGUUUACCCGAAAGAUGCCAAGCAAAAGGAGGAAGAUGAAGAGGAAGAUGAAAGUCAGAAGUUGAAGAAAGCAGAGAAGAAAUGCAGUGACCUCAUUGUGCUUGGCCUGCCCUGGAAAAGCACAGAAGAUGACCUAAGAAAUUACUUCUCAAAGUUUGGUGAACUGCUUCUCGUUCAGGUUAAACGAGACCAGAAGACCAACCAAUCCAAGGGCUAUGGUUUCAUUCGCUUCGGUAACUACGAAGACCAGAUCAAAUGUAUGAACGUGCGACACAACAUUGAUGGAAGGUGGUGCGAUGUCACAAUUCCCAAUUCUAAUGAAGGAGCUCACAAGCUAAUCAGCAGGAAAGUCUUUAUAGCCCGUUGCACUGAAGACAUCACAGCAGAUGAUCUCAAGAAUUAUUUCUGUCAGUUUGGUGAAGUAGUGGACGUUUUCAUUCCAAAACCAUUCCGCUCAUUCGCUUUUGUUACAUUCUCCGAUCCAGAUGUUGCUCACAGUCUUUGCGGAGAAGAUCAUAUAGUCAAAGGAGUAAGUGUUCAUGUUAGUUACGCUGCUCCCAAAGGAACAGAUAGGUUUGGAGAAAAGAAAGCCCAACAGAAUGGUCAAGUUGUGCAAAAGGGCGCAGCAGGGGCUUACACGCAACUAGUGAAUCACCACACCAACUGGCAACCACAUAAGAAUAACCACCAGUACCCAAAACCAAUUCCAUUUCCACCCAACAUGCCUCCUCAUGAGAUGAAUGCUGUCAGCUUUAAUCUUUUCAAUUCAGCUAUGAUGGCUGCUGCUCAGGCCAUGUUGCAGGGUCAGGCUGGUAAUUGGGCCCAUAUGGCCCCUCCCCCUCCCCAGGUUGCCCCACCCCCUCAGGCGGGAGUUCCCGUUAGUGUACCAGACACAAGUCAAGCUGCCCCUGUUCACGUCUCGUAUGCUCCACCCCAGAGCAGCUCUGCCUGGGGGUGGGGUCACCAUACCACAGAACCCCAGCCUGGCAGCUAUGCGGGCUGGACUCAAUCCAACCGCCAACAGCAGGGUUGGAGUUAGUUGUUAGGUAUGGUGAAUACUAGUGUUUUGUUAUAUCAAAAUUUUGGAUAUGUAGUCUAGCUCUAUCAUUGUUUUAUUGCUGAAUUGUCACGUUUAUGUUAGAUUUGCUGACACAGGUUUCAGUCUCAUAUCAUAUGUAUAGACAUUGAAUUAUAUAAGACAUGUAAUGUCUUUUGUUGUAGUUUCUGCUAUAUUUUCUUAUAACAAAACACUAUGUAUAUUGUAAGGGACAUUUGUUUUAACACUUACAAAAAUGAGGCACUGUUUUUGUUUAAGAUGGUCUACUUUUUUAUUGCUUUAUAACAGUUAAUGGAAUAGUUUUUGAAGUUAUUGUAAAUAUGAGUAGUAUUCAUUAUGUUUACCAUAAAUUCAUUCAUUUCUUUAAAUUGUUGUUCACUGAAUGAUGCAAUUUUGUAAAUGUGUUACCACAAACCAGACAUUUUCAAUACCAAUUAGACUAGUUUUGUAUUUUACUGCUAUUGUGCAAUGAAUUUAUGGUACCAUAUACUAGCGUAGAAGAUACAUUUUGUAAAUAGCUUUAUUGAUGUCCAUAUACAGAGUAUUAUGCAUUUCAUUUUCUUUGUUGUUUUAUACCAAAGUUUUACAUUGUUAAGAUUCAAAUUUCCUGAAGAGGACUGGGCGAAAGACAGUUAUAACUCUGUGUAUAAACCUUGUGUUAAGCCCUUCCUGUGUUGGGAUGGUGUUCACAGCAUUUUGACAUUAUGUUUGACCAUAAGAUUAUAGUUACUUGUCUUAAGAAGUUUGAGAAAUGCAUUUAUAAUUAUUUUGACUGUUCUGGCAUCGUUGUUUAAGUGAUUACUCUUUAUCCCAAUUUUAACUUGCUCAAUAUCAUUUUGCACUUAUAUCCAGAUAUUUUAUGCCUCGUGGAUAGAUUUUGUCCCAAAUUGCGUUCAACAGUCCUUUUAACGAUACCGCCUGUUGCCACACUUAACACUGGGUAGUUUCGCAUGGAUAGUUAGCAUCUGAUUCAAAAUAUUAAAAUUAUCAUUUGUGCUGUUUGGAAAAGGGAAGCCUUUACAGCUAUCCAGAAAAAGAAAGUCUUUUUAGCCCCAUCCGGAAAUGGAUUGUAUUUUUUAGCGCUUUCGGUAAAUGGAUAGUCUUUUUAGGGCUAUCCGGUAAUCGACAGUCUUAAAUGUAUCAAAUUUGCUUAAUUUGGCUAAAAAGCGGUACCUUCAUAGGCAUACAGUAGAAUGUCUCUUAGAAGAUGAAAUUGACUUGUGUAACACAUUUUUAUAACUAAUUUGUGUUUUUCCUUAAAGAUCAAGAUGUAAUCAGUCUAACUGUUUUUCAGAGCUUUUGUUGUUUGUUGUAUUGCCGACUUGUAAUAAAGCUUAACUUUGAUCAAACCCAAGUGGUUUCAGGGAAGUCGACCAGCAUUGCUUUAGUAUGUUCAUAUAAAGAAUAUUUUAUUGAUAAUCUUUCAAGCAAAAAAUAUUUUUCGAAUGAAAUCAUAAACAUAAAAAUGAGGUCAAAUUACAGAAACAUGUUCUGUCAUUUAUUGUCAAACAGAAAUGAAAGUCGUCUUGUAACGAGUUUUAAUUUGAAACAGUGGGCAAUGCAUUGAGCAUAUUCAAUUAAGGUUUGAAAGAAUUUUUAAUACAAUCAUUGAUCUCUCAUUGUUCUGAAUUGUAUCAAAUACAACCAAUGUGAAAAUCAACAGAAACAAUGUGUUCAGUAAUACUUAAUCAAAUGAUCAUUAUAAUGUAAUGGAGCAUUUAUGGACAAUGUUUGGUUACUUGCAAAAUCUCGAUUAUUUUUGGCUUUUCUUUAUUUUAUUUUUCCUUUUAUAACAACAGAGUGAGGUAUUCACAGUAAAGCUGCAAUUUAGACUUACUCUUUAUAAAGAUGCAUAAUCUAUACUAAGCUCAUUAUUUGUGCCAAAUACCCACUAGUACGAUUAGUGAUUGGAAUUCAGGGAGAAAAUAAAGAAAUAUAUAUCACAAUAUUAAGUAGAAAUUAAUCUUAAUAUGUUGUAAAUGCUUAUUUUUCAUUUCCUUGUGAUCAUUUUGACAUUUCGUUAUGAUCAUUUCGACAUGUUUGUUAAGAUCUUUUUCACAUGAUUGUUAUGAUCAUUUCACCAUGUUCUUUGUGUAAAAUUAAUUCCUACGAUUUCCUGUUGCUUUCAAAAUAUUUGAUUCUGACAUGGAGUAUUUUAAAUUAGAAAAAUUGAUUGAUUAACAUAAAAAUAGUUUUUUGAGCAAUGUUGCAAUAAAUGGAGUUUUUUUAGGAAUGUUGAUCACAAGAUAAAUGUUGUAUUGCUUCAGGUGUUCACUGUAUAAAAUCACAGUAAUUCUUGUUUCUUGUAGUUGUGCACACUCCUGUAGGUCCGUCCUUAUCAACGAGCAUAGCAUACAAUUUAUACUUUGAAUCUGUUGUUCUUGUUUGGCAUAUGCUUUGAAACAAAUAGUUUGGGUGGAAAUGCUAUAAAUGUUCCAGUAGGUCUAAAUUAGAAAGUGAAAAUUAAAAUUCGAUUUCAGGAACUUGCUCAAGAACAAAUUUCUUUUUUAUCUUACAAUACUUUGCUAUACGGUCGUUGAUAAGAUGGCCGCUACACAUAUUUCUAUAAUAGUCAGCGAUUUAGUCGUUAUAAUCUAGAGCUUGUCACAAAAUUCGAUGUACAUAUGGCCGUCAUAUAUUUUUUGGGCCAUUUAAAUGUAAAAGUCAAUUUGUUUACAACCUGUUUUUUUUUUUUAUUUUGUAUAUAAAUGUACAUUGUUACAACAUUAUUGAGUAUACUCGAAGUGCUAUACAAUUCCCUACAUGUUUUACACUGAUCACUAUUUGGGCAGAAAUGACCUUGACCUUGUUAUACCAUAAGUACGGGAGAUGGGGUGAAGGUGAGAACAAUUACCUCGUACCGGACAAUAAACGGCACCCAAGCCUGAUAUAUAUUCAACGUGUGCCUGAGUUACCAGGUAUUUUGAUAUUAAUAUUUGUCUCAAGUAUACAUGAAGAAUAAAUCUUGUAGUAUUAUGGCGUUGAAUUAAGUUGGGCUCCUGCUUACAGAAGUACCAUUGAUGAAGUUCUUUUUCUGAGUAGAUGGUGCAUGUUCUGCGGAUAGUUAAAAUUUGCAAUUUGUAAUAUUAGCAAUUUUUGCGCUGCUGUUAAUAAAAUAAUUUCAUCUUUGAUAUUAAACCUUGUGAAAUAGAUACAAACCAAAAUCAUGAGAAAAACAUAUCAAUUUUUCGGUUAAUAGAGUUGAAGGAUAUGUCACUGGUUCAUUGAAUUAUAUGGGUUAAUCCUUUAUUUAAGAGGCAAAUAAGGGCUUGGGUUCCAUGUUUGAAGGUAUAGGGAACAUUUGUGUGACGCAUCUCUUGUGUGAAGCUUAGCAAUGUAUUGUACGGGCAGUGAGUAAGAAAUUUUUGAGUGAGUCUGUUUGUCUUUGCCAGAGGUUUAAGUACAUGUAGGUUUGUCAGAAGGGUUGGGAGUUGAACUGAAAAAUAAAACCCUAGUAUGAUGAAUUAACAUUUUAAUUUUGCUUAACCAGAGACUUUUGUCUCUAUAAUUUAAUGCUCAAUUCUUGUGUAUGGUUGGUUUUUGAUAGUAUGAACAAGUAUUUAGUAAGUAAUCAGUACGUUCGGUAUGAAUUUAGCGCAGCAUCAUGUUGAUAACUGUUUUAGAAUGAAAUACUAUUUUAUUGUUGAUACUGUUAUUAUAUUUUUAUUCUGUCAAACAGAGUUCUAUCUAGUCCUGCCAUAAUUAUACAUUUAUUUCAAGGUCAUUUCUGCUCAUAGGAUUUUUUAGAGAUUUACGAUCAAGCCAUGAUGUUUGUUCAUUUUUAAUCAUGGUUUUGAGAAAUAUAGUUUAUUUUUUAAAGUUGUUAAAUUUUUGAGAAUGAGAAUACUAGAAGUAAGAGACUUUACUUGGUUAAAAGAAUGAAAACUCUGUACGUAUCGGAAUGUGUCCAAAUGUAGAGAAGUGUUUAGCGAGCGAGAUGUGGAAAUCUGGGGACUGUAUGAUUAAGAAUCCUAGGGGCACUUUUCAUACUUACGAGAAAUUUUUAAGAGUUAAGUUUGAAACGGCUCCUCGAUUCUUGAUGAUAUGGCCUUCUUGUGUUUAACGCCUGAUGUGAGUUGUAAAAACAUGUCAGAAACUUUUUGUGAGCUCCUUGAUAUUACUGGAUGAUCUUGCAUAUUAAAGUCGACAAAUCUAUUGGUCAAUGAUCAUUGGUACAAGAAUUUCAGAUUCUUUUUUUGUUAGACUUAUUAAAAAGAGAAGAACAAUGUCAAUUUAGAUUGAUAUUUCUGUCUCUGUUAUACAAGACUUUGUUUUAAACAACAACUAGACAUUAAGGGCUUAUUUUAAUGAUAAAUAUUAAAUACUUUGACAUAAUCAUUAAUUCAAUGUUUUCUUAUGAAGUAUGUGUGUACAUAAUUAUUGUGUUAGUUUGUUCUACAACAAAGUCAGACUUGCUUGUCACCAACAUUAGGGGUAUCCCUAAGCUUUUUUAAAACAUUAAGUUUUCAAAAUCUACCAAAUGAAUGGACUGAUUUUAUAUGUACUUAAAUGUAGUAUAUUGGUGCACUUUCAUGUACAUUUUCAAUUUGGUCCUGGACAAAAAAGGAUUCAUUUAGUUUGAUAUUUUCGUAUUGAAAAUAAUUUCUAAUAAAUAAAUAUGGGACCACCAUAUUUCAAAUAAAAAAAAUAUUUUAAUCUUUGGAAAAAACGUUAUUAAACGUUAUUAAAUUGAACUUCUAAUAAAGGCACACAACUAUUUUUCAAAAACAUUGACAUUUGAAAUCCAGCUUGAGUAACUGGUCUGGAGUUUACUAUAAAACGUACAUGUUCUCAUUAAGUUGCACCGUUUUGCUCGUCUGACUUUGUUAAAGAACGUCUGUGUGUUGGAUUGUAUAGAAAUGCUUCUUUAUGUAAACAGUGUAUAUCCUUCUGUUGUUAGCGUGUGGUGUGGUUGAUUUAUUAAUAAACAAUAAAACAGAA